AAGGAAAUGCUCAUGGCCAGUUGUCUUAAGGAAUAUUCUUGAAGAGGACAGAGGUAUACAAAAUUAUUACAACAGCUGAGAAGCAAGUUGGUUUUGGAGAAACCACACUCUGAGGAUGUUGUUUGCUUUUGGUUAAAAAGAGAAAAUACACUAUAGAAGAAGCCUUUAUAUCUGCAUUUAAUAUCGCAUUGUAAAUAACAAUGUAAUUAGAUUUCCAUCAGUCUUUCUGGUGAGAUCAGAGCUUCUUGCCUCAGUAGACAUGAGUGACCCAAGGCAAUCACAAGAAGAGAAGCACAAGCUUGGCAGAGCCUCUGCGAAGUUCAAAGAUUCUCCCAGAAUCAUGCAGUCCGAUGACUAUUUUGCUCGAAAAUUUAAAGCCAUUAAUGGCAACAUGGGAGCCGCCACUUCUUUAAAUGCCUCAAAUUCCAACGAGGGUGGUGGUCCGGCUAAUGGUACCCCAGCUGUGCCCAAGAUGGGUGUGAGAGCAAGAGUGUCUGAGUGGCCUCCCAAAAAGGACUGCUCCAAGGAGUUGACCUGCAAGGCGCUGUGGGAAAGCCGGUCUCAGACCAGUUACGAAAGUGUCGCGUCCAUCGUGCACAAUGGGCAAAACGACCAGAGCGAUGGUCAUCAAGAGGAGGAGCUGGACCUAGACUUUGUGGAGGCAAAGUAUACAAUCGGAGACAUCUUUGUUCACUCUCCUCAAAGAGGACUUCACCCCAUAAGACAGAGAAGCAAUAGUGAUGUCACCAUCAGUGACAUCGACGCUGAAGACGUCUUAGACCAAAACGCGGUGAACCCCAACACCGGGGCCGCCCUCCACCGGGAGUAUGGAAGCACAUCUUCCAUUGACCGGCAAGGCUUAUCUGGUGAGAACUUUUUUGCUAUGCUCAGAGGGUACCGAGUAGAGAAUUAUGACCACAAAGCGAUGGCCCCUUUUGGGUUCCCUGAGUUUUUCCCCUGCGACCCUGCAAUCUCUCCCAGCCUUCAUGCAGCAGCACAGAUUUCUAGAGGAGAAUUCGUCCGCAUCUCAGGAUUAGACUACAUGGACAGUGCCCUCCUAAUGGAGAGAGACAGGGACAAGCCUUUCAAACGGAGGUUAAAGUCAGAGUCGGUGGAAACAUCCCUCUUCCGAAAGCUGCGAACUGUUAAAAGUGAACAUGAAACUUUCAAGUUCAUGUCUGAUCUGGAAGACAGUCGUCUUGAGAGGGGCAUCCGCCCUUGGAAUUGUCAGCGAUGUUUUGCACAUUAUGAUGUCCAGAGCAUUUUGUUUAAUAUCAAUGAAGCCAUGGCCACGAGGGCCAAUGUGGGGAAAAGGAAAAACAUAACCACCGGGGCUUCUGCAGCCUCCCAGACUCAGAUGCCAGCUGGCCAGACGGGCAACUGUGAAUCCCCUUUGGGGAGCAAGGAGGAUCUCAACUCAAAAGAGAACCUGGAUGCUGAUGAGGGAGACGGGAAAAGUAAUGACCUUGUCCUCAGUUGUCCUUACUUUAGAAAUGAGACGGGCGGGGAAGGUGACAGGAGGAUUGCACUCUCCAGGGCCAACUCAUCAUCUUUCAGCUCCGGGGAAAGUUGUUCCUUUGAAUCAUCUCUCAGCUCUCACUGCACAAAUGCAGGUGUCUCGGUUUUGGAAGUGCCAAGAGAGAACCAGCCGAUUCACAGGGAGAAAGUGAAGCGCUACAUCAUAGAGCACAUUGACCUUGGGGCCUACUAUUACCGCAAAUUCUUCUACGGGAAAGAGCACCAGAACUACUUUGGAAUAGAUGAAAACCUUGGCCCUGUGGCACUCAGCAUCCGGAGAGAGAAGGUGGAAGAUGCCAAGGAGAAAGAAGGGUCCCAGUUCAACUACCGAGUGGCUUUCAGGACGAGUGAGCUUACAACGCUGAGAGGAGCAAUUUUAGAAGAUGCUAUACCCUCUACGGCUAGGCAUGGUACCGCACGAGGACUACCUCUCAAAGAAGUUCUGGAAUAUGUCAUUCCAGAGCUAAGCAUUCAGUGCCUGAGACAGGCUUCGAACUCACCCAAGGUCUCGGAGCAACUGCUCAAGCUUGAUGAACAAGGGCUGAGCUUUCAGCACAAGAUUGGGAUCCUUUAUUGCAAAGCAGGCCAGAGCACCGAGGAGGAGAUGUACAACAAUGAGACUGCGGGACCAGCUUUUGAAGAAUUCCUUGAUCUUCUGGGCCAGAGAGUACGGCUGAAAGGAUUUAGUAAAUAUCGAGCUCAACUAGACAAUAAAACCGAUUCUACGGGAACUCACUCCCUCUACACCACGUACAAAGAUUACGAACUCAUGUUCCACGUGUCCACCAUGCUUCCCCACAUGCCCAACAACAGGCAGCAGCUUCUGAGGAAAAGGCACAUAGGAAAUGACAUCGUGACCAUUGUCUUCCAAGAGCCUGGAGCACUUCCUUUCACUCCAAAGAGCAUCCGGUCCCACUUUCAACACGUCUUUGUCAUAGUCAAAGUGCAUAAUCCAUGUACUGAAAAUGUGUGUUACAGUGUUGGAGUUUCUAGAUCAAAAGAUGUGCCACCAUUUGGUCCACCAAUUCCCAAAGGCGUAACUUUUCCAAAAUCAGCAGUAUUUCGGGACUUCCUUUUAGCCAAAGUAAUCAAUGCCGAAAACGCAGCCCAUAAAUCAGAAAAGUUUCGGGCGAUGGCCACUCGAACAAGGCAAGAGUACUUGAAAGAUCUGGCGGAGAACUUUGUCACGACCGCCACCGUGGAUACCUCUGUGAAAUUCAGCUUCAUUACACUGGGUGCAAAGAAAAAGGAGAAAGUAAAGCCAAGGAAGGACGCCCACCUGUUUAGCGUCGGAGCAAUCAUGUGGCACGUAAUAGCUCGGGACUUCGGCCAGUCUGCUGACGUUGAAUGUCUUCUUGGAAUUUCCAAUGAGUUCAUAAUGUUGAUUGAAAAGGAUUCCAAGAACGUUGUAUUUAACUGUUCCUGCAGGGAUGUCAUUGGGUGGACAUCUGGAUUAAUGAGUAUCAAAGUAUUUUACGAAAGAGGAGAAUGUAUCCUUCUGUCCUCAGUGGAUAACUGUGCUGAAGAGAUAAGGGAAAUUGUUCAGCGAUUAGGAAUAGUGACGAGAGGCUGUGAGACUGUGGAAAUGACCCUGAGGAGGAACGGGCUGGGCCAGCUUGGCUUCCACGUGAAUUUUGAAGGAAUCGUUGCAGACGUGGAACCUUUUGGCUUUGCCUGGAAGGCUGGGCUUCGCCAAGGGAGCCGCCUUGUGGAGAUCUGCAAAGUGGCCGUGGCCACUCUGACCCACGAGCAGAUGAUCGACCUGCUCCGGACUUCCGUGACCGUGAAGGUGGUCAUCAUCCAGCCCCACGACGAUGGCUCGCCCCGGAGAGGGUGUUCAGAGCUCUGCCGGAUCCCCAUGGUGGAAUACAAACUCGACAGUGAAGGCACCCCCUGCGAGUACAAAACCCCCUUCCGGAGGAACACUACGUGGCACCGCGUGCCCACCCCUGCCCUGCAGCCCCUGUCCAGGGCCUCGCCCGUCCCCGGCACGCCCGAUCGGCUGCAGUGCCAGCAGCUGCUCCAGCAGGCCCAGGCCGCCAUUCCCCGCAGCACCUCCUUCGACCGGAAGCUGCCCGAUGGCACGAGAAGUUCACCUAGCAACCAGUCAUCCUCCAGCGACCCCGGACCCGGCGGGAGUGGACCCUGGAGACCGCCAGUGGGAUAUGAUGGGUGCCAGUCUCCCCUGCUGCUUGAGCACCAGGGCUCAGGCCCUUUGGAGUGUGAAGGAGCCAGGGAGCGGGAGGACACCAUGGAAGGAAGCAGGCACCCGGAAACCAAAUGGCAUGGCCCGCCUUCCAAAGUCCUGAGUUCCUAUAAAGAAAGAGCCCUGCAGAAAGAUGGAAGCUGCAAAGAUUCCCCCAAUAAGCUUUCUCAUAUUGGAGAUAAAAGUUGCUCCAGCCACUCCAGCAGCAAUACGCUCUCCAGUAACACCUCCAGCAACAGUGACGACAAGCACUUUGGGUCUGGGGACCUGAUGGACCCAGAAUUGCUGGGGCUGACCUACAUCAAAGGGGCCUCCACUGACAGUGGCAUCGACACGGCCCCGUGCAUGCCCACCGCAGUCCUCGGGCCCGUGCACCUGGCAGGCAGUAGGUCUAUGAUCCACAGUCGGGCAGAACAGUGGGCUGACUCUGCCGACAUCUCGGGGCCUGAUGACGAGCAGCCGAAGAUGUACGCGGUACACAGCUAUGCGCCCGCCAUCUCUGCCAGCAGUGCUGCCGACGGCAGCAUGGGCGACCUCAGCGAAAUCUCUUCUCAUUCCAGUGGUUCACACCAUUCAGGAAGCCCUUCAGCUCACUGUUCCAAAAAUAGUGGGUCUCUGGAUACGUCCAAAGUCUACAUCGUGUCUCACAGCAGCGGUCAGCAGGUCCCAGGGUCCAUGUCCAAGCCCUACCACAGACAAGGGGCAGUGAACAAAUACGUCAUCGGCUGGAAGAAAUCGGAAGGCAGCCCACCGCCUGAGGAGUCUGAAGUGACUGAAUGUCAGGGGCUGUAUGGUGAGAUGGAUCUCAUGGCCACGGCCGCUCAGCAUCAGACAGUGGUGGGAGAUGCCACUUCAGAAACUCAACAUGUUCUGUCAAAAGAAGACUUUCUGAAAUUGAUGCUCCCUGACAGCCCCUUGGUGGAGGAGGGGAGAAGAAGGUUUUCCUUCUACGGGAACCUGUCUCCGCGACGGUCGCUGUACCGCACCCUCUCUGAUGAGAGCAUAUGCAGCAAUCGGAGGGGAUCUUCCUUUGGCAGUUCCCGAAGUUCCAUACUUGACCAGGCCCUGCCCAACGACAUUCUGUUCAGCACCACUCCGCCCUACCACAGCACCCUGCCUCCCCGGACCCACCCUGCGCCCAGCAUGGGGAACCUGAGAAAUGAGUUCUGGUUCUCCGAUGGGUCCUUAUCGGAUAAGUCCAAGUGCGCAGAUCCUGGCCUGAUGCCUCUCCCGGACACAGCCAUGGGGUUAGAUUGGUCCCACCUCGUGGACGCUGCUCGGGCAUUUGAAGGUCUUGACUCAGAUGAAGAAUUCGGGCUGCUCUGUCACCAUACGUCCUAUCUAGACCAGAGAGUGGCAUCCUUCUGCACCCUGACAGACAUGCAGCACGGGCAGGGCUUGGAGGGCGCCCAGGAGCUGCCUCUGUGUGUAGAUCCAGGCAGUGGAAAAGAUUUCAUGGACAUAACUGGGGCACGGUCUCCGUCAACGCUGACUGGUAAAGUCAAUCAGCUUGAGUUGAUUCUGCGACAGCUGCAGACCGACCUUCGGAAGGAGAAACAGGACAAGGCGGUUCUCCAGGCUGAGGUGCAGCAUCUGCGGCAGGACAACAUGAGGCUGCAGGAGGAGUCCCAGACGGCGACGGCUCAGCUGCGCAAAUUCACCGAAUGGUUUUUCAACACCAUUGACAAAAAAUCUUAACCAGUCCGCACCCAUCAAGGGACUUUGGGAAAUGCCUAGAGUCCCUUCAGAGUUGCAAACGUGUGGUUUUUAACUAUGCUUUCAGCCAAUCGUAGAUGUUCUUUGCUAUUCCACUCUGUCCAGCACCAUUCACCCCAGCAGGGUAGGCAGCCGCGACUCCUUCUUCGUACCAUCUUGUGAUAGCGGAGAGCAGGGCCGAUGUGAAGAUGAAUGUAACUCCCGGUGUCGAGAUGAAUGUAAAUCCCGGUGUCGUGUAGACCUUUUCCUUUCAGACCCUACUACAAUGGUGCUCUGGUGUGGGCUUACCUCAAGAGGGAAGAGAGUUGGGUUUUAUUUCCUAUAUAUCAGGGGACCUGGUAGAGAUGUUAAAGCAAUUUACCAUAGUUUGGGCUUUAGUAUUGUAAAAUAAACAUGAAAACAAAUAAUCUGACAUAUACUUUAAUGUUAAAGGUGCUCUAUUUUUUUGGAUGUACAGUAGUUUUAUUUCCACAGCCACAUUAUCAUAGCAAUAAGAAAGAGGCAUAGUAAAUAGUCAGAAAAGCUGUGUGUCAGGAAAAAGAGAAGCACUGAUGUGUUGAACACUAGUUUGAAUGCGGUUACUACUUUAGAGACUUAUUUAUUUGCAGGAGCAAACGGUGCCUGAAUAUUAACAGUGUUCUGAUUAAGAAAAAGAUACGUAUGCCUUGUAAAUGGCUCACUGAGUAGUCACUUCAACUCUUAGUUCACUUUUGUAUAGUUACUGCUUUGCUGAAAGAGAGUGAAUGUGCUUACUCCCUAGACCUCUCUGUGUGCUGUGAGCCAGCGGAAUCAUGUGUACAAUGCCAAAUUUGUUUAUCUUUGUACAGAAGCUUUGAUGAAGUGUCUUGUAUUUAACACCCUUAUUUAAGCUUGUUUAACCUUAAAUUGUUAAUUUUAUAAACCUUGGUUUUACCUGCACUACGAUGAGGGAGGUGUAGGUGGCAGCAGGCUCAGGAAGGACUGCGCUUGGCCGGAAGAGACGGAGGAGCAGGGCGGGAAAUUCUAACAACUGGAUGCUGCUAGUAAUAAUUUGUUUGUAUUGCUUUACCAUUUUUAACUGUUCUCUUUGAGAUGAACGUACAUUUUGCUUUUUUAAUAAAUGUUUAAAAGAGUCCACAUAAGUAACCGUGUUGUCAGGUGAAUGUAGAUUUUUAUGAUCUAUCAUGUCAACAAUCUGAGUGUACGUGAGUUUAUUUUGGGUCAUUUAGGAUCUUAAUCUGUAUUAAAUACUGCUUAGCCGCUUUCUUA
Messenger RNA from Ceratotherium simum simum (southern white rhinoceros), 6688 nucleotides. The record is from RefSeq and is a predicted model, not a curated record. NCBI's taxonomy places the organism in Eukaryota, Metazoa, Chordata, Mammalia, Perissodactyla, Rhinocerotidae.